Messenger RNA from Plasmodium cynomolgi strain B, 804 nucleotides. RefSeq lists its product as hypothetical. The record is from RefSeq and is a predicted model, not a curated record. The transcript has a single exon. The annotation marks the transcript as partial. NCBI's taxonomy places the organism in Eukaryota, Apicomplexa, Aconoidasida, Haemosporida, Plasmodiidae.
AUGAUAUAUGGGAUCUGUAUGAAGAAUUUAAUAAAACGAUCAUUGAUGAUACACGUAUACAAACUAAUAAUUUUUGCGAAAAUAUUCCAAAAAAUCCAACUGAUAUCCAUGAAAAUCAAAAAGUGUUCUGUAAAAAACUUAUAAGAAAUUUGGUUUUAUGUAAUGAUAACGAGAAUGCUAAAGAUUCUAUAGAUCGCUGUACUUAUUUAAAGAAUUGGUUAUAUUUUGAAAAUAAGAAAUGGCAACUUUCUGAUACCAUAAUACAAAAUAUUUUCAGUGGACCUAUUUAUUUAAAUGAUGGAAAUCCCAUUAAACCUUGUAGUUAUAUUAGCAAUGUUAAACCCUAUGAUAAAGAUAAGGAACUAAACGAUUUAGAUGUUUUUAUUACUAAUAAUGAAAUAUUAAAAAGAAUUUAUAAAGAGAAAAUUGAAUCAGAUGAUUGUAAAUUCAAAAGUUUUAUAUCGAAAUGUAUUAAAAAAUAUAAAUCAGAAAUUGUAGAAUUUUACCAUAAUGGACAACAAAACAAUCUUUGUGAUCAGGAUAUACCUUCAUAUUUAAAGCUUUUUAAAAGAAAUUAUUCAGAUUUAUCUAAAAUACGUACAAAAAAUGGGAAUAUACCAGAAAUAAAUUCUGACAAUAUUGAAAAUUUCUUCAAAUGUUCUUCCAUUGAUAAAGAACAGUUAGUCAGUUCUACGACUAAUACUGAGUGUUCUACGACUAAUACUACACCCACAGUAAUUGGAAUUCUGGCAGGUAUAUUUUCUCUUUUGGGGUUAGCAUAUAAGGUUGGUAUGCAUUUAAUUU